AUGCCAGUUUUUCAAGAGUCGUGCGCAGAGCAAAUUCAAGCGCAAACAAUUGUUAUAAUCCAUCCUGGGUCUAUGUACCUCAGGAUGGGACGAGCAUCUGACUUGAAUCCUUGUACUAUUUUAAACGCUGUUGCCCGAAGGCGUUUGCCAGGAGGAUUAGAGUAUAAAGACAGUUUAUUACCAUCUGCUGUACCACGGACAAAGGAGCUGACACAAGCAAUGGAAGAAUCACGUUUGCAGGUGUCUCACACAUUACAAUCUUGUCUUCAAUCUGAUGGAAGAAGAAGAUAUGCUACACCACCCCAACAAAUAGCUGCCUUUAACCGUAGAUCAAACCCAGAAAUAUCCUCCCCAUGUAGCGUUGAAUGGAUAAAAACAGAUAAAGAUGUUAUAGUCGGGGACGAUGUAUUAUCGUUAAAUCCAGACGAUAAUUUUAACAUUCAUUUUCCAUAUAGAAGGGGAGAGCUUAAUGUUCAUUCUGGACCUGGUGGUAGUCUGAGGUCUGUUAUGGCUGACUUAAAAACCAUUUGGGAGUAUGUUCUUACAGAAAAGAUGGACAUUCCUUUAAGAGAUCUGAAACAUUAUCGAGCUGUCCUUAUAAUACCAGAUAUUUAUAACAGACAGUAUUUAAAAGAACUAACAACUUUGAUGCUCUGUGAUAUUGGAUUUGGAGCCUGUUUUUUAUUACAAGAUCAUGUAGCAGCUACGUUCGGCGCAGGAUUAGGAUAUGCAUGUGUGGUUGACGUUGGAGAUCAAAAAACGUCAGUUUCUUGUGUAGAAGAUGGAAUUUCUCAUCGAAAUACCAGAGUGCGAAUGGAUUACGGAGGAGGAGAUAUCACACAAACCUUUUUUUGGUUGCUCCAGAAAUGCGCCUUUCCGUACAAAGCGUGUGAUCCUUCUAAUAAAUUGGAUGCGUUACUCUUGAGCCAAUUGAAAAAAGAUUUUUGCCACGUCGAUUUAAAUGUAUGUGGUUCUCAAGAGAAGACAUUUGUAGUUAGGAAACCCAAACAACAAACUGAGAAAUAUACUCUUCAAGUUGGCGACGAGUGUUUGGUGGCACCUUUAAGUUUGUUUCAGCCAGAAUUAUUUAAAGUUACUGGAACACAUAAUGUACAUAUCCAAAAGAGAUCCAUGGGAGAUCCAGAAGAUCCACACGAUGAAAACUACUUACGUGAAACCAGUAGAAGAGGCAUGAAAGAAAAUCUUGAACAAACUUCUGAAAUGCAAGAGGAAGCAACUGCUCCAACAGCACCAGGGGAAGAAGAAGUGGUCGUAGAUGCUGUUGAUUCUGCGCCGAUUACCUUAUCGAAUCGCGAUUUGGAUGCUCCACGUGAUUUCAUAGUAGGACCACAGCAACUUUUGGGUCUUGAUCAUGCAGUACUCCAAAGUAUUGAUCGCUGUUCUACAGAGGAUCUGAAAAGAAAAAUGUAUAGUUGCGUGCUCGUUGUCGGUUCUGGUAUGAAGUUCCAAGGUAUAGGUAUGUGGCUGCACAAUCGGAUUUCUCUUCAGAUUCCCUACAUGUACAGAGCUGAACAAUUAGACAUCAUAACACAACCUAAAGAGAUGGACCCAGGUAUGACAGCAUGGAAGGGCGCCGCAAUUUUGAGCUGUUUAGAAUCUGCUCAAGAAUUAUGGAUUGGCCGGCAAGAAUGGGAACGUACCGGUGUUAGAGUAUUAAGAGAAAGAGCGCCAUUUAUGUGGUGA
Messenger RNA from Habropoda laboriosa, 1704 nucleotides. RefSeq names its product actin-related protein 8 (gene Arp8). Gene Ontology annotation, biological process: double-strand break repair; regulation of DNA-templated transcription. Gene Ontology annotation, cellular component: Ino80 complex. The record is from RefSeq and is a predicted model, not a curated record. The transcript is spliced from 7 exons. Bases 1 to 1704 code for a protein of 567 amino acids. NCBI's taxonomy places the organism in Eukaryota, Metazoa, Arthropoda, Insecta, Hymenoptera, Apidae.